Molecule: messenger RNA, 3567 nt
Organism: Notechis scutatus (mainland tiger snake)
Lineage: Eukaryota; Metazoa; Chordata; Lepidosauria; Squamata; Elapidae
Gene: ARHGAP6
Product: Rho GTPase activating protein 6
Biological process (GO): signal transduction
Source: RefSeq, a predicted model, not a curated record
ACCCGGACUUUGCGGAGUAUUAGCCAUCUAUAAAGCCGGUUUUUGGAGGCGAUGCGGUUCGUGUUGACGCUGCGAGGCAGUGGAGGUUCAUCCUUUGGCUGCUGUCUCUGAGGCGCUUCGAGGGAAAGAGGAGAGGCGACUGCGGGCGCGGGGAACGGUCACGCCAGCCAUGCUGCAGCGUCGGGGGGACCUGGGGGGCUACCUCCAGGCCAUAGCCGACCCGGUGUUGUUGAAAGCGAAGCCUAAGCUCUACUAUGCGGGUGAUUUCACUUGGAACAGCAUGUCAGGGCGCAGCGUUCGGCUGAAAUCUGUUCCUAUUCAGAGCCUUUCAGAACUGGAGCGUGCCCGACUACAGGAAGUGGCCUUCUGUCAGUUGCAGCAGGACUGUGACCUAGGAUGCCAAAUAACUAUUCCUAAAGAUGGACAAAAGAGGAAGAAAUCAUUGAGAAAGAAACUGGAUUCCCUUGGAAAAGAAAAAAACAAAGACAAAGAAUUCAUACCCCAGGCUUUUGGAAUGCCUUUAUCACAAGUAAUAGCAAAUGAUCGGGCAUACAAAUUGAAGCAAGAUGUUCACAGAGAAGAGCAGAGAGAUGUUUCAGAACUUGUAACGUCCCUUUUACCUUUUGGGAGUAAAAGACAGAACAAAGAACUCUCAAGCAGUAAUUCAUCUCUUAGUUCCACCUCGGAAACACCAAAUGAAUCUACUUCGCCCAAUACACCAGAACCAGCCCCCAGGGCUCGGAGAAGAGGUGCAAUGUCAGUGGAUUCUAUUACUGAUCUUGAUGAUAGUCAGUCUCGAUUACUAGAAGCUCUACAGUUAUCCUUGCCUGCUGAAGCACAGAACAAGAAAGAAAAAUCCAGGGACAAAAAAUUAAGCCUCAAUCCUAUUUACAGGCAAGUUCCUCGGCUUAUAGAUAGCUGCUGUCAGCAUUUAGAAAAACAUGGUCUCCAGACAGUAGGCAUAUUCCGAGUUGGGAGCUCAAAAAAAAGGGUAAGACAGUUACGUGAAGAGUUUGACCGUGGUGUGGAUGUAGUACUGGAUGAAGAACAAAGCAUUCAUGAUGUAGCAGCUUUAUUAAAGGAAUUCCUUCGUGAUAUGCCUGACCCACUCCUGACCAGAGAGCUUUACACUCCUUUUAUCAACACACUCUUAAUGGACCCCCAUGAACAAUUAAAUACUCUGCGACUUCUAAUUUAUCUUCUACCUCCCUGCAAUUGUGACACCUUACAUCGACUCCUUCAGUUCUUAGCUACUGUAGCCAGCCAUGCAGAAGACAGAAAAGAUGAAGAUAGCCAGGAAAUCCCUGGGAACAAAAUGACAUCACUCAACCUAGCCACCAUAUUUGGACCUAAUCUGUUGCACAAGCAGAAGACAACAGACAAAGAAUUUACUGUUCAAAGCACAGCACGUGCUGAGGAGAGCGCUGCCAUUAUUGCUGUUGUACAGAAGAUGUUAGAAAACUAUGAAAUGCUCUUUAUGGUCCCAGCAGACCUUCAAAAUGAAGUUCUAAUUAGUCUGCUUGAGACUGAUCCAGAUGUUGUAGACUAUUUGCUGAGAAGGAAAGCUUCCCAGUUAUCAAGCCCUGAAAUGCUUCAGUCUGAAAGGUCAUUCUCCAUAGAAGGUAGACAUUCAUCCAUAGACUCAAACCGAACCUCAAGUGGCGAUAUAUCACCAUAUGACAACAACUCUCCAGUGCUGUCUGAAAGAUCUGUUUUGGCAAUGCAAGAAGAUAUGUCCCUUACUUCUGAUAAGUUACAUAAAGUACCAGAACAGAACACAAUAGGUAGCAAUUUUCAGCUAAAAUCAAAAGAGAAUUCCUUUGAUGUGUCAGACGACUAUUUCAGCAUCUGGGGUACCUGGCAUUCAACUCUGAAAAGUGAUUCCAAAGGGCUGGGAAUGACAGGGUCAUAUGGAGACAUCUAUGAGAGCAGCUCCUUGCGGCCAGGGCACUGUUCCCUUUCUCAAGGGAGCCUAUCGUUGUCUUCUCCUCAGUGGCAGGAAAGAAAUACAGAGCUAGACAAUGGAAAACAAGUCAUCCGGAGGAGUCAGACAACAGCUGCCCUUCCUGGUUGCCGUUUGCAUCCCCCUCUGUCUCAGGUGUACAGCAUCCCACAGAUUGAAGUAGGUAGAAGGAAUUCCAGCCAGCCCAAUUCAAAACAUCAUUCACCUGUAAGAUAUAUAGAAAACUUGAUGGAGCAUGACUCAGGUGCAACUUGCCCACACGCUGCAUUUAAGCCAUCAUCUCUAAGGCAAGCUGAAGUAAUUCGAAAAGACAAACCACCACCUCCUUAUCCUGAAACAGCAAAACAAAGCAGCUUAUCAUCCCUCCAGCCAGCAGUGUCUUCUACAGGGUAUCCGUUGUAUCAGAAGACAGACUUAUCUGAGGCCCAGGGAAUGAGGAUCAUGGCUCAGGUGCCUGAACAACCUGUCCAGCAUGAGGAGCAACGGAGCCAAAAUGAAAGAAAGUACUCCUUUCCAGACCGUGAGCAGAACAGUAAAAAUUUGUCAGAGACAGACUGGCAUGGGUGGCAAAGCGAUCGAUGGCAAAUUUGGGAGAUUUUAUCACCUGACAAUCCAGAUGCACUCCCUGAAACAUUAGUAUGAGUGGAGAGACCAGCAGGCCUUUUCCAAGUAGGGAAAACUGGUAAUAGUGGACUGGAUUUAUACUGAAUUAUUUUUUAAAGAUAUGUUUACUUUAUGGAGUAUUUUAAAAUUAAAUUUAUUAAAAGAAUUUUAAUAGCAGUUGUAAAAUUUAGUAACACAUUUUUUGGGGUUUUGUAGAAGGAAAUGUGAGAUGGCAGUCCAAACUAUUCUGUGAAAUAUAAGCUGUGUAUACAAUAAAAAUGACCCUCUUGGUGUUGCUAAGAUAUAUUUAUGUGUCUGAAGCUCAAAUGACUGUAUAUUAAGCAGAUGUUUUAUGUACAAUUGCAUUGUGUUUAUAUGCAAAAAAUGAUCUUGAAUGCUUUUUUGAAAAUAUAUUUUAAUCAUGCACUACUAAUAUUAAUAUACAAUAUAUUGAUAUCAUUGGAAAUGCACAAACUGGUUUCUGUGCUUUUAACUAAUUGUUUGUGAAAGACAUAUAUUUUCACUGACAAGAUGGAAUGAGAACAUUAAAAGCCAUAUAUUUUAUAAUAAGGAAGUUAAAGAAUAUCUAACACACUAUUUGCUUGCAAGAAAAAAUUAAUGAACAUAUAUUUUUACUCUUUUAGAAAGCAAUUCCAAUCACCCCUUCAUAAAUACGUCCGUGUCUACACCAUAUACAGAAAGGUCCCAAAUAUUCUUCUACCCAUUCCAUAUUAGACUUAUAAAAUUUGGGCAUGGGUAAGGAAGUACAGGAGAGGGCGUUUAUAAAGUUUUGUUAAGAUAGUUUAUAUGACAAACCCUUUUAAAUUUUCGGUAUUUCUGUAUAAAUAUGAACAAAAACGUGAUCUGCUCUCAAGUCCUAAAACUAGAUAAAAAGAACCCCAUGAAAUAAAUGAGCCAAAAACCUUAAUCCUUAUAUAUUUAUAAGGAUUAUAAAUAUAAUCCUUGAUGCAGUGGUUAGAGUGAAGUACUGCAAACUACUU